This is a messenger RNA of Aspergillus puulaauensis, 396 nucleotides long. RefSeq names its product RidA family protein. The transcript has 4 exons. Gene Ontology annotation, cellular component: cytosol. The record is from RefSeq and is a predicted model, not a curated record. NCBI's taxonomy places the organism in Eukaryota, Fungi, Ascomycota, Eurotiomycetes, Eurotiales, Aspergillaceae. Bases 1 to 396 code for a protein of 131 amino acids. Gene Ontology annotation, molecular function: deaminase activity.
AUGUCGACUCCGCGACAAGUAGUCCACGCCCCAGGCGCACCCAAGCCUAAUGGGAAUUAUAGCCAUGCGAUCAGAGCAAAGAACGGCACGCUUUACCUCGCCGGCUGGAUGGGCGACGACCCAGAAACUGGGAAGAUUGUCCCUGGUGGGAUUGAGGCACAGACAGAACGCGCUAUCUUGAAUAUAAAGACUUGUCUGGAGGCCGCCGGGUCGUCCUUGGACAAUGUUAUUUCACGGAGGAUGUAUAUUAUCCCUCUGAAGGAAGAUUUCAGGAAGGUGGCGGCCACCUGGGACAAAUACUUCCCAGGGCCCUCUUCCGUGUCUACUUGCAUAGGUGUCACUGCACUCGCAAAGGAGGGUGCGCUUGUUGAGCUUGAAGUGGUUGCUGAGUGCUAG